AUGUCAGGUGAUUCAAGUUCCGAAGAAUCAAGCUCUCAAGACGAAUACCAGCAUGACGAUUUUGUCGUCCCCGACGACCUAGCUGAAGAAGAAGAAAUUAUCGCUAAGCCUAAGAAGGUCAAAAAAACUGUCAAACGUCGCAGAAUCAAAAAAAUCAGUGACCUUGAUGAAGAAGACCGAGAGCUCGUUGAAGAAAACUUAGGCCGUGGACUCACAAUAAAGGCCACAUCCCGUGAGGAACUUGACGAAGGGCUCUUUGGCAGAGACGCUCCACACAAGAUAAGGAAACUUGUAGAAGAAGACUCUGAGAGUGAUAUGUCACUAGACGAAGCAGAGGGGGCUGAACAAUUUGGGGAAAGUGUUGAACUCGCUGCAAGUAUUUUUGGGUAUCAGUCAGAAAUAAAAGAAAAAGAGUCAAAACCCAUUGUCUAUGAGCCUCAUGAAAUAGUUGGGCAGUUCAAUACUCCAGAAGCUAGGGCAAUUAGAGAUCUUGACAUCCCUGAAAGGCUUCAAAUAACUUUGAGAAAUAGAGAACACCCUAGUGAGCAUGAGCUCAGCUUGGAGGCUGACUGACUUCUUCAGAAAUUGCUGCACAAAAAGCCUUCAGAAAAUCCGCUCCCUAUUAAAGAAAAAAUCUGUGCAUUUUUAAAAUAUUAUAGAGUCGACUAUUUUGAAGUGCCCUUUAUAUACAGGUAUAGGAUGAAUAUGCUUAGACCUGAGCUAGAGUCAGACAGCGAGCUAUGGGAUCUUUAUAACUGGGACAAAGAGUGGGGGUUCAUGUAUUCCACUAAACAAAAUUUGGCAAAAAUCUUGAAAUCAGCAAGCCAAAAUGCAAUUGCUUUAGAAAGAGGGGAAACUUUAAACCCUGGGGACAGAGUGCUAUUAUCAGAAGCAGGCACGUUGCCUGACUAUAUUAACAACUUGCUUAGUUCCCAUUCUACUACUGAGUACCUGCUUGAAAUAAAUGAUUUGGAAGCCUACAUCAAAAUUUACGUCUAUGAAUUUGAUCCAAAAUCUCACAACCCUAUUGUAAAAGCCCGCAGAAAUAAGCUAACCGAUUUUACUUCAAAAGCUGGCUUAACACCUAUUCAGCUUCUUGAAAACGUAAACGCUCGUCAACAAAUCUACAUCCCUCAGCUGCCUGAAUCCCGACCCCAAGACCUUGCAUUUGAAAUUUUAAGCAACGUUUACCAUGAAGAAAUCCAAGUCAUCAACAAUGCUUGCACCCUCAUGAAAUCUGAACUAUCAGGAUUCCCCUCUUUUCGUGUCUUUGUCAGAGAAGAAUACAAAAAAUUCGUCAGGAUUUACACAUCUCCAACAGAAAAAGGGAAAACUGCCUUAGAUAUAUUCAGCCCAUACUACAGGGUUAAAAAUUUUGCAGAAGGCAAAAGCUUAAGCACUUGGACAUCUGAGCUGUGGGCUUUGGCAAUAAAAAGUGAGGCGUUAGGACUGAUUAAAAUUGAGUUCAAAUUGCCUUGGAAUGAUGCAAAAGAUGAUAAAAUUUUGGCAAUGUUGACACCGUUUUAUACAACUGAUGGGACUGAAGAAGCUGAGCUGGAGUGGAACCAAUUUCGAUAUGAAGUUUUGAGGCAAAGCUUAAACCAGCUGUAUCAGGAAUUCGAGCAGUCUUUUUGGAAGCUUUUUACAGCGAGAAGUGAAGACUGGGUACUGGUAGAAGUGCAGAGAAAGUUUUUUGAUAUUUUAAAUAGACCAAGUUUUGUAGCAGAAGGAGAAGAAGACCCUAGGCCCAAAAUCUGUGCAUUGGUCACUGAUCCAGACUCCAAGAUGUUUGGGCAAACUGCUGUGGUUGUACUAAAACCUAAUGGAGAUGUCGCUGAAAUCGCUAGUUUUUCGACCUUAAAUAUUAGAAAAGUGGAAUUUUUGCAUGAAAGUGACAAAGCCCGCUACAUAUCAGAAAAGAAACAAAUCAUCAGACUUCUUCUUGAACACCAACCACAUGUAGUCGUAAUAGGCGCUAACUGUUUGCAAAGCUUAAACCUACGAAAAUCUAUAGGAACCUUGCUAGAAAACUUAACAAUUGAUACAUUUAAUGAGACAGAAAUUGGCUUUGAUGUAGACAGAGCUCAGCUAUUUUCAAAGGCCCCAUUCCUCGCUAUGGAAGAUACAAUGAUCCCUCUUCUAUUUGCAACCUCAGAAAGGUCUAAAAAACUGUGUGAAACCUACAAUAACCUAACAAAAAUGGCGAUUUCACUAGGAAGAUUCAUUCAAAACCCUCGCGCAGAAACUCUUGGACUGUGGAAUGAUCCUAAUGAGCUACAGAUAAAAAAUUUAAACCUGCAUCAUUUACAGUCCUUAGUUAAUGAGUCUAAAAGACUUAUAGGGAUGGAAAUGGUGGCUGUUGACGCAUGCUCACAGUAUGGAAUCAAUGUAAACCAAAUCAUUAAUAAGCCUCAUCUACAAGGUCCUCUAUCAUUUAUUCCAGGUCUUGGCCCAGUAAGAGCUUAUGAUCUUCUUGAAGGAAUCAAAUACCGCUGCAAAGAAAAACUUGCUAUGAGAGCCCAAAUAAUUGGGAAAUGCAUUUUACCCAAGCGAAUCUACGAAAACUGCUGCGCAUUUAUAAAAAUUCCAUUUGAAGAGGGCGAAACUGAGCCUCUAGAUUGUACCCGUAUUCACCCAGAAAACUAUGAGCUCGCCAAAAUUGUUUCAAAAUCAGCUCUCAGUGACGAAAGAAUUAAAGAAGAAAAUUUAAUCCAAGAAAUAAUGCUGGUUCCCCACAAGAUGAGAGAACUUGAUCUUGACGUCUAUGCAAAACUCCAAGCUGACCGUGGCAAAAUGAACCAAAAAGAAAUCUUAGAGUUUAUUGUAGCUGAACUGACCACGCCUUUUGCUAAUCCAAAAAGAGGCUAUAGUGAGCCACCAACUGAUGAUUUAUUUUACCUGACUACUAAAGAAACAAGACAAACCCUUAAAAAAGGCAGUAUCGUGCAAGCUAUGGUUAUUGGGUUUGAGCCUCAGAGGCAGGUGCUAAGAUGUAUGCUAGAAUGUGAAUUAGAAGCCGAAGUUGAAAUUGCUAACAUUAUAGAAGGAAAGACUCCAACAGAAGAAGAGAUAAAUGAAGUGUUUUAUAAAGGCAAAAAACUGACUGCAAGAGUCGUAGAAGUAUCAUCAAGGCUAAAGACUCCUAAAGAGCUGCUUUUCAAAGUAAAGCUCAGCUUAUUGCCUGAAGACGUGCUAAACCAUGGGAAAUAUAUUCAUUUAAAUCUUGAUGAUGCCUUUAUACAAGAUGACAGUGACUGGACUGAACGAGGAGUUAAAGAAGACGAGCAAGUUGUGGGACAAAAAUAUGUCCCAAGGGUCGUGAAUCAUCCAAAAUAUAAAAAUAUUGGCUAUAAGUCUGCUUGUGAUGAAUUAUACAAUAAAGAUAUAGGAGACUAUGUGUUCAGGCCGAGCAGUAGAGGAAUGGACCAUUUGACAUGCACUUGGAAGUUUUAUGACUUUUUAUAUGCACAUCUGGAUAUUGCAGAAGAAGGAAAGCCAGCUGGAAAUAUGUUGGGAACGAGGUUUAAGAUUGGACAAGACACCUAUGAGUCCUUACAAGAAAUAGCUGACAGGUAUAUUGCUCCAUGUGCAAAAAUUGUAAAAGAGUCUAUUUCACAUCCGAAAUUCAAAGACAUCACAUCUGGUAGCAUGAAGUUCUUAGAAAACCUUCUAACUCAAGAAAAAAAGGCAAAACCUACCACAAUUCCUUACUAUUUCUGUGUCUCUCCUCAGUAUCCUCAAUUUUUUAUCUUAACCUAUCUUCCAAAAGAAGAAAUAAUUAGAGAAUAUAUCAAGGUUAAACCAAAAGGUUUAUUUUUCCAUGAAGCCUACCAUCCAAAUAUGACCUUUCUUAUUAGCUGGUUCAAGCGACAUUACUCUGACCGUCUCUACAAAAACCAUCUCGCUCGUUCUAAAGCUCCUAUGAUAGACACUACCAAUUAUCUGGCAAUCCCUGGAAAAGCAGCUGAGCAGCUUAAACAGCCAGUUCUUAAAGAGUCUAAUGAAAACACAGCCCCUAUGACACCACAAAGACCUAAUAAAACUCCAGGCUAUGGCGAUGCUACCCCAUUUGAUAAAACCCCUCAUAUCGGCGCUCAAGAAUGGGCUGGCGGACAAGACCUUACCAAAACCCCCAGAGCUGAUGACUGGGAACUUACCAAAAACUUUGAAAAAUGGGGAACUGAAGAGAAAAAAACUGAAGAAGCUGAAAAAGCUGCAAAGCCGAAAGUAGGCUGGGGCGAAGAAGUCCAAAACUCAUGGACUAUGCCAGCUCCUCCUGUGCCUGAAACUGAUUGAGACAAAAUUGACUCUGCUGAAAGAGGUGGAAGAGGAGGACGUGGACGAGGAAGAGGCUGCUUUAAAUGCGGCCAAGAAGGGCACAUGUCAAAAGAAUGCCCAAACCCUGGGGAAAAUGCUAACAAAAAGCCAAAAGGGUGCUUCAAAUGCGGCCAAGAAGGACAUAUGUCUAAAGAUUGCCCUAACCCUGGAGAAAGCAAGCCAAAAGCCUGCUUUAAAUGUGGGCAAGAAGGCCACAUGUCAAAAGAAUGUCCUAAUCCUGGCGAGAAUAAGCCAAAAGCUUGCUUUAAAUGUGGACAAGAAGGCCAUAUGUCAAGAGAAUGUCCUAACCCAGAUGAAGGAAGAGGCCGUGGGAGAGGUCGUGGAAGAGGAAGAAGAGGCUCAGGAGAAGAAAGAGGAGGCGAAUCAAGUGGAGGAUGGGGAAGCUCUGAUGGAGGAAAUAGUGGAGGAUGGGGAGACAGCUCAAACUCUUCUUCAGGAUGGGGAGAGAGCUCCACAAGUAGCGCAUCAACUGGAUGGGGAGACUCUGGCUCUUCGACCACAAACAAUGCCUCAAUUGGCUGGGGAGAUUCUGGAUCUUCAGCUACAACUAGUAACAGUUCAGGAGGAUGGGGAGGAUCAAGCUCUACUACAAAUAGUAGCUCUGGUGGAUGGGGAGAAUCUGGAACUUCAAAUGCAGCUAGCUCUACAGGCUGGGGAGAACCUCAAGCUUCUAAUACAACUUCAAGCAGUUCAACUGGAUGGGGAGACUCUGGAGCUACAAAGCCAUCAUCUAAUCCUCCAAGCAGUGGGUGGGGAAGCUCAGAAACUCAAGCUGCUCAAACCACAAGCUGGUCAGACACACCUGCAAAUCCUCCUGCGUCUCAAUCCUCCUGGGGUGAAGCUCCACAGCCUUCUUCAACUUCUUCCUCUUGGGAUUCCAAACCAAACCAAUCUUCAUGGGGAUAA
Molecule: messenger RNA, 5244 nt
Organism: Blepharisma stoltei
Lineage: Eukaryota; Ciliophora; Heterotrichea; Heterotrichida; Blepharismidae
Source: the annotation of a GenBank genome assembly